Amorphotheca resinae ATCC 22711 is the source of this 353-nucleotide messenger RNA. RefSeq lists its product as hypothetical. Gene Ontology annotation, molecular function: structural constituent of ribosome. The coding region runs from base 33 to 353 and encodes 106 amino acids. The record is from RefSeq and is a predicted model, not a curated record. The transcript has 4 exons. Gene Ontology annotation, biological process: cytoplasmic translation. Lineage: Eukaryota; Fungi; Ascomycota; Leotiomycetes; Helotiales; Amorphothecaceae. Gene Ontology annotation, cellular component: ribosome; cytosolic large ribosomal subunit.
CCAACGACGACAACAAAUCGCCAACCAUUACAAUGGCCGCAGAAAAGAAGGAACGCACCGGCCUCCACGUCGGUCUGAACAAGGGACACAAAACCGAGGCCCGUGUUGUCAAGCCUCGUGUCUCUCGCACCAAGGGCCACCUGAGCAAGAGAACCGCCUUCGUCCGGGAGAUCGUCAAGGAGGUCGCUGGUCUUGCCCCAUACGAGCGUCGUGUCAUCGAACUCCUCCGCAACAGCAAGGACAAGCGUGCCCGUAAGCUGGCCAAGAAGAGGCUCGGUACUUUCGGUCGUGCUAAGGCGAAGGUCGACGAGUUGCAGCGCGUGAUCGCUGAGUCCAGAAGGGCUGGUCACUAA